AUGACCGACUCGGAAGCAGGCAAAGCAUGGCCCGACCCCUUGGACCGGGUACCCACCACUGCAAGCAGUGAAUGGCAAGGCACUCUGCAAGAGCAGCUCGCGACCUGGAACUGGCACGAGGCCGAAUACCACCAAGGCCACCACUGCGAUUUCACUAAUGAUGGUAAUGGGUACAACCGCAUCGGCGUCGCGCUUGCCGCACUCGACCUAAACGCCAAACCGGCUACCGAAGGAGGAAAGAACAGGGGCUACUCAGUUGAACACCUAGAUCCUGAGGAAGAGUACGAAAACGGAGAGCAUGUACCGGCCAACGACCAAAUGUACGCCGUGGAACGAGACACGUACACCGCUACAGGAGGGCACUACCGCUUCGUUAUCAACGCAGAGCAAGGAGCGCUCUUCGUCCAGUCACUCGACGCACCCCGCCACGCAGCAACGCAGAACUGGGCCCACACGCCCCGGCCCAACGAACUUCCCCGUCUCCAGUUCGCUUCCGAUAUUCUAGCGGCUUAUUGGUCAAGAACGCCCAAUCCGAAGGGUUUGAAGUAUUACUUCGCGAAUAAUGUAGUCAACGAGGAGACAUUACCUCUGAUCAACAAGAUACUGCAGGAGAGUGGGUAUGACAGGAUACCGGAGUGGCCUGGUGUACGUGUCAGUGCGGAUAGCGAAGAAGGGACUGUUUUGGUUGGCUCACCCAUAGGCGCAACACUCGCGUACCUCCUUCUUCAACACAAAGCCGCACUCGGCGAUAAGCGCAUCACCGAUAUCACUAUCUUUCGGGAUUACAAAGCGAAUCCGUCGUUUCAGGCAGAUAUCCAAUUGCUCUUUCGUAUUGAAGACGUUCCGGAGGAUGUUCUAAGGCCUGACGACAUGGACACGGGGGUUGUGGUUUUCAAUUUACAUCCGGACAUUGAUAAGGAGGACGUCUUCAAGAGGAGGGAUAGUGUGGCGGAGGCGGUUAAUCCAAGGAGAAAUGUGCAGAGAUUGCAUCAGGUGAGUCUUGAUACGGGCGGUAGAACGGCGGUGGUUAGUUAUGGGGUUGAGCAAGUUUGA
This is a messenger RNA of Alternaria viburni, 1053 nucleotides long. RefSeq lists its product as uncharacterized. The record is from RefSeq and is a predicted model, not a curated record. The coding region runs from base 1 to 1053 and encodes 350 amino acids. The transcript has 3 exons. NCBI's taxonomy places the organism in Eukaryota, Fungi, Ascomycota, Dothideomycetes, Pleosporales, Pleosporaceae.